Molecule: messenger RNA, 2101 nt
Organism: Python bivittatus (Burmese python)
Lineage: Eukaryota; Metazoa; Chordata; Lepidosauria; Squamata; Pythonidae
Gene: FASTKD4
Product: transforming growth factor beta regulator 4
Biological process (GO): mitochondrial RNA processing; regulation of mitochondrial mRNA stability
Cellular component (GO): mitochondrial matrix; ribonucleoprotein granule
Molecular function (GO): RNA binding
Source: RefSeq, a predicted model, not a curated record
CUCCACCACUUCAGUUUCUUCAUUGCUGACUCUAAGACCUCACAAGAAGAUGGCAGCCAGGCUGAUGCAUCGUUGGUAUUGGCUCUGCAGAGUCUUCUCCCCUUUGGGCAUCCAAACUGGCCAGUUGAUGAAGGCCACAGGGUCAGCCAGACCCCCCUUUGCUUCAAUGACCACUUGUAACCUCUCGCAAGCGGUAGAUAAGCUUUCCAUGAAGGAGCUGGAGAACAAACCACUGGAAAAAUCUACCAGAUGGGAAGACCUCAUUGUCGCCUCUUCCAGUGUAGAAGAACUCCUCUGUUCAGAGAACCUUCACAACAUCAAUGGAAAACAGGCUGCCCUAAUGAUCACACACUUGUCCCAUCUAGUGUCAAAGCUGAAACUGGACCAUGAGGUCAUAGUAAAGGAUAAACGCUUUCAACAGCUACUCUACCACACAUACAGGGAGGCUUCCAGGAUCGAUCAGAUGCUGUUGAUAAACCUCCUGAAGAGCCUCUAUUUCCUGGGAGUGAGCCAGCAGCAGAAGGAGCUGCUCUCCGCGGAGCAGGAAGUGCGCUGGCGGAUGAAGAGCCUGUCCUACAGGCGCCUGGCAUCUCUGGCUACCUACAUGUUCACCUAUUUCCCGAAGGAGAAGCCCAAUGAGCUCCUGAACGAGCUGAUGGUCCAGCUUGAAAUGCGCUGGACGGAGAUCGAGGACGCUAAUACCAUAGCAAUGCUGAUGGCUAAGCAGGAAUACUUCUCCCCUCAGCUAAAGGAGCGGCUGGAGGAUAAGAGCCUGGAGCUGGCCAUGCAUUUCACUCCCGAGGACAUUCGGAGGAUCUCCGUCACCCUGGCGCAGCAGAACUUCCGUUCCUUGCCUCUCCUCCGAGCCAUCUCCUACCAUUUUGUCCAGAAGCACGUUGCGGUCACCCCGGACAUCCUGCUAGACUUGGCUUUUGCCUUUGGGAAGCUGAAUUUCCACCAGACACAGAUGUUCCAGAAGAUUUGCUCGGAUCUCCUCCCUCACAUCCCUGACUUGCCACCCAAGGAUGUGGUCCGGUGCAUCAAGUCUUUCUCUUACCUCAAAUGGCUUAACCUGCCCUUCUUCGAGGCCUCUGCAGAGUACUUCAUCAACAAUAGCAAGAAAUUUACUAAGAUGGAGUUAAUUAAUCUCCUCGUUUCUUUUGCUCGCUUGAAUUUCCAUCCGAGCAACAAAGACGUCUUCUACUCCAAGAGCCACCACAUUCUAGAUGGCCAUCUGGGCAGCCUAGAUCCUUGGGUGCUGGUCGACCUGGUGUGGUCCCUGUGUGUGCUGCAGCAAGCAGAGGCCGUCCAUUUCCAAACAGUUUUGCUGCCAAAGUUUUUCUCAAACUUCUUCGGAAAUUGGACCCAACACAGAAAAAACUACUGGCUCAAACUGAUGCACAUCAACACCACGGCCCAGCUGGAGUGUGCUGGCUACACGGGUCCCUUCUUGCCACCAGAGAAACUGACCCUCCAGGAAUUAGGGGUGCACAAAGCAUCAACCCCGCUGCAGACCGAAGUGAAAGAAGUCCUCACCAGGAUUGCUGGAGAGGAGGCAAACGUGCGCUUUAAUGUGGACACCCCCUAUGGCUGGAAGCUUGAUGCUGAGAUGGUGCUGGAUUCUGAAAACAGCCCACUGCCUGUUGCAGACUUUGACACUUUAUCCUUGGACCACCAGUCCAAAGCUCCUGAGUCUUUGCAGUCAGGGGUGAGAAGACUUGCUUUCCUUCUGUGGGAAUUCCCCAACUUCAGCAGCCGGAGCAAAGACCUGCUGGGCCGGUUCGUCCUGGCUCAGCGGCACAUCCAAUCCGCCGGCUUCCUGAUUGUCGAGGUUCCCUAUCAUGAAUGGUUUAACUUGAAUACGGAAUGGAAGAAGACGCAGUAUCUGAAGGAUAAGAUGCAGAAGGCCGUGGCCAAGGAACUGGCAGAAUAGAAACCCACGCCAGCAGUUUUGAAGGAUCAAUAAUUGGAUUGCUGCACCAAAGUGCUUCUGCCCACCCGUCCUCAAAUCCAUCUUGGGAGCUGCUCCUGGAGGGGCCUUUCCAGCUGUGUGUAUAGAGAGAAAUGCCGUUGAAUUAAAUGAUAUUUUGUACAGAACAGA